GAAUGUGGUGAUUUUUGCAAUGGGUGGUGAAAAGCUCGACGAUCGAUCUGGUUCGAGAUGCAUUUUGCGAAAGUUUCCAAGCUUUGGUAAAGCUCUAUAAAUGAAGAUAAAGUUUACAUCUCGUAGUGUAAGUUCGUGCGGUAGAUUUGAAAAGUUUCUAAGAAUGAAAUUCGCAUCUUCGAGAUCGUGGAGUUGAAUGUGUUUCUGCGUCCUGUGGUCCAAAGUAUAAUAGUCAUAUUCGAAUGUCCUUUGUGUUCAUUGAAAUCUCUUUAAUUUGGUGUUUUUCGUCAACUCGUCGUUAAUUCGUGUAGUUAUCGGGUAAUUGGAUCGUGUGUAAAAUGGGUUUAUCAAUAAGAUGUACAAUAUUGUGAAUAGUUAAGUUGUAAAAAUUAUGCAGUCAUUAUUUUGGACGGGCAGGCUAGUAAGUCAUGCGUUAUGGAACCGUGUUACCAAUUUUUCCACAUCUCCUGAGCCAUUAGCGAGUAAGAAACCUCAUUUACUAUCUGCUGUCUGCGGAUUCCCCAAGGAUUUCCACGAGAGUAAGCUACCCAAAGGGAAAUUCGGCGAUGAUGCUUGGUUCGCUGCUAAAUGGAAGUCAGCUGAUGUUCUAGGUGUGGCUGAUGGAGUCGGUGGCUGGAAGGAUUAUGGAAUCGAUCCUGGUGAAUUCUCGAAGUUUCUAAUGCAGACAUGCGAACGAUUCGUAACUACUGGUAAAUUCAAUCGAAAAGAUCCUCGUAGACUGUUGGCUUCGAGUUACUACGAAAUAUUUGAAAAUAAACAACAUAUAUUAGGCAGUAGCACAGCAUGCGUAGUAAUACUGAAUCGAGACACUUGUUCAAUCUAUACAGCCAAUAUCGGCGAUAGUGGUUUUGUAAUUGUAAGACAUGGUAAAGUAGUCCAUAAGUCUGACGAACAACAGCACUACUUUAACACACCCUAUCAACUUGGAAUACCUCCUGAAUCAUGCAGGUCAACUGUGAUCGCUGACAGCCCAGAGUCAGCUGAUACGUCUAAUUUCCAAGUCGAAGACGGAGAUGUAAUUCUGCUAGCUACCGACGGAGUUUUCGAUAACGUACCCCAACACAUGUUGUUAACCGAACUCGAAGGCUUGCAAGGAGAACGGGAUCUAGUCCGGAUCCAAAAAGUAGCUAAUAGUAUAGCUUUAAUGGCGCGUUGUUUAGCUUUUGAUCGUAAUCAUAAUUCGCCCUUUACAACAGCCGCUUGGAAACACGGUAUUCGUACCCAAGGAGGCAAACCCGAUGAUAUAACAGUAUUGUUGGCUACAGUCGCUUUUUCGUAACAGCUAACAGUCUGCAGUUCGUCGUUUCGUAGAGUGUAUGGUUGAUUGGACGUACUACAUUAUUGUUGAUUUUUUUUUUUCAUUUUUCUAUACAACUACUACGGUGCCACCAGUCUUCUGUAAUAAUUUUGUACAUCGUUUUAUUAUUUUUUUUCUCCUAUUUUUAGUCGGAUUUAUAUAUGAUUAUUGUCUUUAUUAUGUAAUAAAAAAUUUGUUUUGUAUGUAUAA
Planococcus citri (citrus mealybug) is the source of this 1528-nucleotide messenger RNA. Its product is annotated as protein phosphatase PTC7 homolog. Gene Ontology annotation, biological process: protein dephosphorylation. Bases 392 to 1300 code for a protein of 302 amino acids. Lineage: Eukaryota; Metazoa; Arthropoda; Insecta; Hemiptera; Pseudococcidae. Gene Ontology annotation, molecular function: protein serine/threonine phosphatase activity. The record is from RefSeq and is a predicted model, not a curated record. The transcript has 5 exons. Gene Ontology annotation, cellular component: mitochondrion.